CGCGAUGCCUGCCGGUAGUUGGAGUCCAGCCUUCCCGGCAGCGACUGCGCCAGCUGGCUUCGGCUUCGGCGUCUGGCUGCCUCGGUGUUUCGGCGAAUUCCGCCGGGGUGGAGAAGUUACCGGGAAAUCGCGUUGACUGAAAUGAAUCCGGAGACGGUCGCCGGUGGGGGCCCACCUUAGAGCCGCCCGCGUUGAGGAAGGAGGCCGUGUUUACAUGGACAGGAUGUGGCCGAGCAGAGGAGCGAGAGGCUGGAGCAGGCUCUGAGGAAAGGACUUGUCAAAGCCUUCCAACACCAUCUCCCGGACCAUGGGCGCGGAGUAACAGCCAGUUGCGUUCAGAUUUGUCCCGGGGGGGGAGGGGUUUUAUUUAAAAAUUUAAAAAGUUCUGGUUACAAAAUGGGGCAGUUUCUGCAGCGUAGCUGAUGGUCAGUGGGACACAGACUGGAAGCCUGCUCCUGAGCUUGAGCAACAUGGGCUUCACACUCAGGCUGCUGUUGGCAGGCUUCACCUUCAGCUGCCUCUGCCUCCAUCUGCUGCUGGCGAUGACAGAGCAGGAAAAAGGCGCAAUCAGGAACGAAGUUGUUGAAAUGUUUGAGCAUGCAUAUAACAACUAUAUGGAACAUGCAUACCCUGCUGAUGAGUUGAUGCCCUUGAGCUGUCGUGGAAGAAUUCGUGGAUUAGAGCCAAGUCGUGGUGAUGUUGAUGAUGCCUUAGGAAAGUUUUCACUCACUCUUAUUGAUACAUUAGAUACGCUAGUUGUACUAAACAAACUAGAUGAGUUUGAAGAUGCAGUGCGAAAAGUAAUACUACAUGUCCAAUUCGAUAAUGACGUUGUAGUCUCAGUGUUUGAAACAAACAUCCGUGUAUUAGGUGGGUUGUUAGGAGGUCAUGUGAUGGCAACCAUGUUGAAGAACCAUGGGUCCAAGAUUCGUUGGUAUAAAGAUGAGCUUCUAUAUAUGGCUAGAGACAUAGGAUAUCGACUCCUGCCUGCUUUUAACACUACCAGUGGUCUACCGUAUCCAAGAGUAAAUCUGAAGUAUGGAAUCUUGAGCCCUCUGUCCCGAACGGGCACAGAGUCAGACACUUGUACAGCCUGUGCUGGAACCAUGAUUCUGGAAUUUGCAGCUCUCAGUCGCCUGACGGGUGAAACUAUUUUUGAGGAAUAUGCACGGAGAGCAAUGGAUUUUCUAUGGGAGAAAAGACAGAGAAGCAGUGAUCUUGUGGGGACAGUGAUCAACAUCCACAAUGGUGACUGGAUCAGGCGGGACAGUGGAGUGGGUGCUGGAAUUGACUCCUACUACGAAUAUUUGUUGAAGGCCUAUAUCCUGCUGGGAGAUGAUGUGUAUUUGGAGAGAUUUAAUACACACUAUGCAGCCAUUAUGAAGUACAUUAGUCAGCCUCCUCUGCUUCUCGAUGUUCAUAUGCAUAACCCUACAAUUAAUGCCAGAAAAUGGAUGGAUUCACUUCUUGCAUUUUUUCCAGGCUUACAGGUACUAAAAGGGGACUUGCAACCUGCAAUAGAAACUCAUGAAAUGUUGUAUCAGGUUAUACAGCGACACAAAUUUCUCCCAGAGGCUUUUACCACUGACUUUGCGGUUCAUUGGGCUCAACAUCCUUUAAGACCCGAAUUUAUUGAAAGUACUUAUUUCCUUUAUAAGGCCACCAAAGACCCUUAUUAUCUACAGGUUGGUAAAUCUGUUGUGGAUAGCUUGAAUCAGCAUGCUCGUGUACCUUGUGGCUUUGCUGCUGUGCAAGAUGUCCGAACUGGCAAUCAUGAGGACAGGAUGGAUUCAUUCUUUUUGGCUGAGAUGUUCAAGUACCUCUAUUUGCUGUUUGCUGAUGACAAUGAGCUGCCCUUUAACCUUGAUGACUAUAUUUUCACCACAGAGGCUCACUUACUGCCUCUUACACUAGCCACAGUUUGUCACACCUGUAGUAAGAAUAUAACGAGUGUGCAAUUGGAAAGUAAAGUUGCUGGUGUCCUUUCCCAUACGUGCCCAAGUGCUCAAACAUUGUUCCCUAAUAACCCAUCCUAUGCACAGAAAAUAAGGGAGACCUACAGAGAUAUCGUUCCAGAUGCAAGUGCACGGACAUCUGCAGAAAGAGAAAAGUGUAUGGAACCACCACAGUCUAAAGUGUUCCCAACACUUCAAACGAAGGAUUUUGUUGCUAGUGGCAUGGAUCAUUUGGAAAUCCUGAAGCAAAUGGGGUUCUCUAUAGUUUCAACCAAUGAUGGACGUAUCCAGCUGACACAUACACCUGAUCAGGCUGCAAGUUCACAAAGUGGUCAGCAUGGCCUAAAGUUCAUUGCAGAAAUCAUUGAACUGGCUCAAGCGCAGGCGAGAGGAGAGAUGACAUCAUUUGCUGUACAGAUUAUAUCUCCCCCAUUUUUGGGACAAGUGGUUUUAGCUGCAGGUCCAGCUCAUUUUGGAAUGGACCUCAGUAAACAGGAACAUGGGGUUAAAGGAACCCUGAUGAAAGCCAUUCCAUACACUGCAUGCUUGGAUGUAACUAACUCAGAGCAGGUCCGUGGUAAAAUUGUCCUAGCACAACGUGGAGAUUGUAUGUUUGCAAAUAAGGCAAGGAAUUUGCAAAGGGCUGGGGCCAUUGGAGCUGUCAUUAUUGAUAAUGUAGAAGGCAGUAGCAGUGAUUCCUCCCCUGUAUUCCAGAUGGCUGGUGAUGGAGAUAAUGCUAGUGAUAUUACCAUACCCCUCCUUUUCCUCUUCCACAAAGAAGGCUCAAUCCUACUGGAUGCUCUGAAUGCAAACCAGAAUGUGGAUGUGCUGUUAAUCGAUAAAGCCAAGCAGCUAGGACAGGAAAGCAGACACGAGGAGAAAACUACAGGAGAGAUCACAAUCCAUAUCCAAAUUGACUCUCUGGACACACAGGUUGCUCAGCUAGAACUUGGCAUUAGCUCUCCGAGCUGUCCAGGGCCGGAGUCAGCAAAGCACUCAAACCCAGAUGGACUUCAAACCCAAAGUCAGGAAAUUGUUGAGCAUUCACCUGAUGCAGAAAAAGAAGAGAGUGAAGGCCAUUCAUCGGAAGCAUUGGACCAGAAGGAAGAAGUGGAAACUUUUGAAGGAACCGAUGAGGAUGAGUUGUAAAUACUACUUCCAAAAGUGAAAUUUCUUCUUGUACAACUCUAUUUAACUUCAGAGGGAUCGUGCAAUCUUAGAUUUCUCAAAACCAAGCUGCUUAUAUUAAAUUGAGAAUUCCACCAUUUGUUACCAGUUUUCUGGACGGGGUUGUAAAUAGUGAGGUAUGAAUUUGAAUAGGAAAUUACAUUGCCUUAACGGAUGUAUAUAUGCUUUUAAUUUAUUUUGAAAGUGGCAAGUUGCCCAUUUUCUGGGGAGAAGUUUCAAUAUUGAAAGGCAGAGCUGUAUUAUUAGGGACCUGGAAUUUUGGAUGUUCUGCUGUAACAUUGGGGACUAUUGUGUUUAAUCAAACAGAGCUCAUUGAAGUGAGUAUUUUGUAAAUUGAUUACUCUAUCGCAAUGCCAUAAAUUUUAUUCAAAGGAAUCGUCUUUCACGGUGCGAAAGAAACCAGCUAUUUAAAAUAACUUGUUGUUGCUGCUAUCCAUUUUAUAUCCACUGGUCAUUUACAUGAGUAUCAAAAUGGAGAGUGGACCACAUUUUUAAGAAUGACUUAGAUUCAGGUUUGAGAUGUACCCAUCAAAAUUGAUUUACUUCAGCAAACCAUCUUUUCUCAACAGUGGCAGCUGCAUCAAUGAAAACCUUUUGAGUCUAUGUACAGUCUCUGUAACACUAAUAUAGCAUAACGCUAAACUAGAUUUUCAGAUGAGCAAUAAAUAUUUAGUCAGUCAUUUCUACCAGUAGAAAUUUAUAAAAAUUGAAAUUAGUGACCAUGUAGUUAGUAUAUAAAUAUUGCUUCAAACACACUGCAAAUCUUUUAUAUUAACAUGUUCAUCCAGCCACGGCAGGGUUAAACUGUUAAACUCGGGAUUCAUUUAUCAGGGACUUUGAAGAAAAUUUGAUUAUUGAGUAUUAAAUUUUUGUUUCCCCCCCCCCCCCCCCCCCCAUUGGAUACAAAUGAUUCUUUUACAAUGGGAAAGCAAAUUCAGUGAUGUUCCAAUACUGAAGUUUAUUAAAAUUGGAUGUUUGAUAUGACUGAAGAAAUAUUGUAAUAUCUGUUGGAUUUGAACAUAAAUAUCUAUUUGUUUGGGUUGAUGGAAUAGAAGGAGGUUUUCUUUUGAAUUGUAUAACUGAGCAAACUCUGCGAGCAUCAAUACAAUGUUAAAUGUUGAUUGACGCAUUGCCGAAUUUAGCAACAAAAGGCCAAAAAUGUACAAGCUGUCAAAAAUCUCAUUCACAUUUUAAUAGAUCAGACCAUUAUUCGCCAAGGAAUAAGCUACCUCCAAACAGCUUGUAUAAAACCUGAUCUUAAAUAUCUGUCAAACAGUUAAUUUUGAAAAGGUGUUAAGGGCAGCUUAAAAAAUUUUUUUCCAAAUGCCAGAAGUGAGUUCAGGAGAGAUGGAAGAAGCAUUUAAUGCUAGCAUCCAGUGAAUGUUUGAUAAUUGGUCAGCAGUUCUUCAUUUCUGAUCAGUGCCUCUGAAGAUGUGGUGACAGAUGCCAGUCAUGACAUGAGGGGUAUUGCAAGUAAGGGGCGGCAACAAGAGCUGGAAGUGGUUCUCCGUGCACCUUCUCUCCCCUACGCUAGGUACCCCCAUCAGACACAGAAUGCCUUUGUACAAAAAGAGAAGCCCCUCUCCCUGGAAGCUCUCAAGAAACCCCAGUAAGAUUUGCUUUUCUGGCUUCCCACAUGGCAAAUCCCCAGCACUCCACUAGUCACCAGCAGCAGACUAAGAGCCUUAAUGCCUACACUGGGGGUCUCAAUUGAUGGUGGGCUGGGAUAGCCAUUCUUACGCCUUCCUACCAUGGAUUUAAUAGGGGCAAAGGCCAGAGGCAGCAGGGUCUACACUUGCCAACCUCCUGUCUGAUUUAAAUGUUUUACACCAUCAAACCUGCCUCAAUCAUUCAAUCACACCCUAAGGUUUCUUCCUGUGCAUGUUGUGAAUGACAUGUCCUAAUCCAAUUUUUAUUUUAAAAAUGCAUAUGCAAAACCUAUUUCACAUUCAAAAUCAGACUUCUGAAUAAUUUAAAUUUUUUAAUGUUAUAUUCAGUAAUGUUCUUAAACUUAAAAAAGAUAUUUAUGUUUUCAAGUGGGAGAAUUAACAUAUUAUUUCUUGUUAGCGGUGCAUCUUUUCCUAUAGUAAUUCCUGUCUGCCUAGUAAAGAGGAGCUGGAGUAGAAAGGGGGAAGGUAGGUAGUCCCUUGAUGAUUUUGGUUAAUGUACAUAUCUGCUUCGGUGCAAUUUAUUUUUAUUCUUGUAGUCAUAGUCCUUAUUUAGCAUUAACAGAAAAAUAAAACUCUGAUGUUGUUAUCAAUUGUUUUAUAGCAUGCAGUUCCAGACAGUUGUCAUAAAGCAGUUGAAACCAUAAUCUUUAAUUUUAAUGUAUUUGGUUUAUUUUAGACAAUUAGUAUUUUGUUGACUCUUGUUAAUGGUUUAUUUUAUUGUCCGUCAGCUUAAAAUGUUCAUUGUCCAUAAGGCCAUAAGACAUAGGAGCGGAAGUAAGGCCAUUCGGCCCAUCGAGUCCACUCCGCCAUUUAGCGUCACAGCCUCCACUGCACUCUGUGGCAAUGAAUUCCAUUCAACUAUAUUUGUUACUGAUACAAAAAUAUAUUCCUUAGAAUAUACAGUGAACUAUUCUUCUAAUCUAUCGAGGAGUAAAGGGAGAUUUUGAUGCCAUUUAAUUCUUCAGUUAUUGAUACCUAGUACAGGCCUGUCACUUAUAGCUUACCACUGUAUCAUGCUUAAACAAAGUUUGAUGGUGUUCAGUAUUUGGAAUUAAAAGGUAUAUAUUAGGCAGUACAAUUUGAGGGUUACAAGCUAAUAUGCACAUCAAGAUUCAUUUAGAUAUAAUGAGUACACUUACACCUUGCAGAAUGAAAGUUUACUAGGGUGUCUAUCUAUCUAUCUUGUACACAUGAAAAUUAAGUAGAAAGAUUACGUUAAUAAUCUACGUAGAGCUUUUAAUUUAGGACCAAAGGGAUUGUUGGUUGUUCUCAAAAAGCGAUAUUAUUUCUGCACUUCAGCAUUUUCAACUGCGCUUGAUAGAAUUUUGAAAGCCUACUUUUUUUAAACAAUAAAGUGGACAGAAAAUCAUUUAAAAUGUUAUUUCUAAAUGUAUUGGGUUUUUUGCUGUCUAUGUAAUUAAGAUAAAAGCUGUAACGAAUGUCAAAAUGAAUUGACUUGUGAAAAUGCUGUUAUUGUUUUUGUUUAUGAUAACUUCUGGUCAACUUUACUUGACUAAUAGAUUUAUUCUUAAAGAAAAUAAAGCUGUUCCUUUUGUAAAGAUCCUUUUAUGACCUCAGCAUGCCCCAAGGCUGAAUCUAGAGAAUUAAGUUAGCGAGUUUUGAGAAGAUUUCUAGCUCAGGUUGAGGUUCUGGAUGUAAGUUAGAAGGUUCAUUCCAAGAGAAAUUUACAUCGAAGAGAAUUAAGUAUUUUAUUGAAAUAUAGUAGUUGUUGCAAUGUAGGAAACACAAAAGCUACUUCAUAAACAAUGAUGUUCCACAAACAGCAAAGCAAAUUUCUUCCUAAUGCAUUCUUAAGAUGUGGCUUUCGUUGGCCAAACCAGCAUUAUUGCUCAUCCCGAGUUAACCCAAGGAGGAGGAGGUGGCGAGCUCCCAUCACCCCUCCCUUUCGAAAUGGUGCAGUCUAUCUGUUGGGUAGAGAGUUGCAGGAUUUUGACCAAGUGAAAUAAAGGACUAGAUAAUUAUUUUAUUACUUUUUGAGGAAGAAGUACUGUGCUGUUUAAAUAGUGCUAUUAUUCACAUCCACACCAUCAAACCUGUCUCAAUCAUUCAAUCACACCCUAAGGUUUCUGGGCCUAUUUUCCCACUCUUAAGGUGAGCGCAUGAUCACUGAGCUUUAGAUGACAUCUGAAUCUUGUAAUUAAUUUAGUGAUAUCUUGGCCAGCUUAGCAAAAGCAGUAAACCUGUAGGUGAGUAAGAGAUAAAUACGAGUUUGGUCUGAACGUACUGAUCAGAAGACUUUAUUUAUAUUGCCAUGAUUUAGCAUAUUUGUAAAGUAAAUGAACUGCUUUUUGAAUGUUUGGGCAUUAGUGACUUGCUAUAAAAAUGUCUGCUCCAGGUGGAGCAUGGCUCUAGUAAAUCUGAGACUGGAGUAGUCAGAAAAUGCCAUUGUUGCACAUUUCCCAGUGCAAUUUCAAAGGUAAGUUUUAUAUCUGAUAGUUUUAACUGAGUCAAGCUCACAUUUGGUAUUCGCAAUAUUUUAAUGUUUUGAGAAUUUAUAUAUUAAAUCAGUUUGGUGUAGGAAUUAUGCUGUUUGACAGUAUUAGAAACACUAAAUACCUAUUCGAGCAUCUUUUCCAUUAGCUAAGAGGAUUUGAAUGCUGGGGAAUGUGGAAGGGAUGUUGAGUGCCUUUUGUAGUCAAGGAGAUUAACUGUAAAGUCAAAAUGGUUAAUAUAUUUUAGUGUUACAAAAUCAUCAUAUUGUAAAUACAGUUAAGUGGAUGAAAUACUUCACUUCAGAUCUUGCAACGCCAAUGCUGUUUCAAGCAUAAAUUAAAGGAAUGCCAUUCUGAGAUCAUUGUAUUCACUUUUCAGUGUAGAAAUGUACAAUAGAAAUUGCUUUUGUCUUGCUAAAGUUUGAAGAUCGAUACAAGUCCAGGAAAAUGUUAUGCUUUUGAACAGUCUCAUUUUGGUGAUCAAUUCCGCACCCUUUCAUCAGUUACAAUUUAGUUUAAAUGACUAUUUGUGAAACAUUUUGCCAUGUAUUGCGUCCUAUUUGUAUGUAACCACAUUCAUUUGAUUCUAAAACUAAUUUGACAAGUCAGUUUAUCACCUUUCCAUUUCUUGUUGCCUUUCUUUGCUGCCCCUACAUUUUUUUUUUAAAGAUUUUCAAUCUCAAAUUGUGCCUGAGGAUUGUGAGAAUUUAAUUCUCUGGAAUGGUCUUGAAGUCUGCUUUCUAGACAGGUUUUGUUAUUACUGCAUGAUCAGGAAAAUAAACAUACUACUGCUACAUGCCUUAAUGAUUUCAAUAAAACUGGAUAUUCUUUUUGCAUAUCCAUAGAAAAUUGACAAGAAAAUUAGCCACUAACAAUUUAGCUUAAAAAAAAUUAAGAAAUAACCCGGGUACAGUCAUUAAUUUUUAAAAAUCUGAAUGUGAACAAAGUGAUAAAGUGGUUACUGGGUACAACUGUUAGAUGUAGGGUGUGAUUUUCCUGUCCUUUGGAGAUGUUAUGGGUAAAUAAUGGGAUGAAUUGGCCCUGAAGAAAAAUUCACCCCCUUCCUGCCACCACAACAAUUAAGUUCUGGUCAACAAGGUCAUCUAGCGACUUUCUUGACUCAGCAGCAAUUGAGGCCCUUAAGUGGCCAAUGAACAGCCACUCAAGGUCCUCUACUCACCAACUCCUCAAUCAUUUGUGUCUCUGGCAUCUGACAAAGGUAGGGAACCAGGACGAUCUGCCAGGUUAGAGGAGAGGCGUUCUAAUAUCGUCCUAAUUUGUGGCAAUCGGAGGAUAUGUGGGGAAGUAAGGGAGUGGUAUUUGAAAGCUAACAUUCUUGCCCUUGCCUCCUAUCUCCCUGAUUUCCUUUAACCCAUGAGGAAGAAAAAGAGACUUUUUGUCACUAGAUUCCCACAAGUAGUAGGCCUCAACUGGCACACUUUUAUUUAGGACCAGAAGUCACUUGACUGGCUUGCAGUUUCUAGUGAUCUGUGUUGCCAGCAUCCAGGCCUGAGAUAGAGUGAGGUACUUGCCCCUUCCCAUCCGUCAGCACAUCACAAACUGAUUGGUGAGCAAUCCCUUGCUUUUUCUUAUCAGUAGAGGUAGGCUGUUAGUUGCCCCUUAACGCACAGAGGAAAAGAAAAGGAAAAUUUUUCCCUAGGUAUUAUAUUAAAUUAGUUAUUUACUACUGCAAUUCGUACAAUUGUGGUUGAACGGUGUAAAGAAAGCUAUUUGUUUUUAUACAAAAUUUCAAUGUACAUUUUCAGAGAAGUUGAAUCAUAUUUCAAUGUUCUAAUGAGUCUAUGAAUGCUUUAAUCUAUAUAAGGUGUGUCACGGUAAUUUUAAUAUUGAUCGGGGUAUGUUGAAAAUCAAAAGUGAGCACAAAUGAUUAACUUUAUAAACACUCUGCCUUUACAGUUUAGGUGUUAAGUGAAAUGUGUAAUACUAAAUAACAUCCAGUCACUCUACAAUUCGAGGUAUUUUUAAAUUGGAAGAUGUUCAUGUAACAUAGAGAGCAGUUACUGAGAAGAACUUGUCAGUAUUAUAUCAGUUUUGACACGAUCACCACCUCAGGACAGAAUUGUUUAAUUGCAAAAAAAAAAGUUUAUAACAUUGUAAAAGAUAAAGUAAUAUUGUUGGUUUACACUUUAAAUUGUACCUCAUUUUGGGUCUUUCUACUUUGAUUAGUGAGAAGCAAAAUUAAAAAAAAAAGGCAUUCUAGCACAUUGACCAUCAUGGACUGUAAUUGAAAUCCAAAAUGUUUUUGAAACUUAUCUAAGAUACAGUGUUUAAGAAUAAUGUGAAUAUGGAUGUUAUGUAAUAUAUCUUGUGUUUAAACAAAAUAUCCAGGCAUCUUUUGAAGUAUAGGCAAAAGCAAAAAAUGAAGACUUACAGAUGUUUUGAAAUUUAUCUCUUACAGCAACCAGGAUAGUGUGCACGCAAUUCAAUACUGCCUCAUUACUUUAAUAAUCAGAUGUAUUUUAUAAAUCUCAUGCUCUUUAAAUGCUGUUUUUAGAAUUGUGCUUUAAAGAUAGCAUUAAGUUGCCUAUUAAUGAUGGACAAAUUUAAUGUGUCUACACUCUAUUUAUAAUUGUGCAGUAUAAGCUUGGCUGGCCCAAUACAAAUUUACCAUGGAAACCUA
Messenger RNA from Chiloscyllium plagiosum (whitespotted bambooshark), 9907 nucleotides. RefSeq names its product ER degradation-enhancing alpha-mannosidase-like protein 3. Gene Ontology annotation, molecular function: calcium ion binding; mannosyl-oligosaccharide 1,2-alpha-mannosidase activity. The record is from RefSeq and is a predicted model, not a curated record. Lineage: Eukaryota; Metazoa; Chordata; Chondrichthyes; Orectolobiformes; Hemiscylliidae. Gene Ontology annotation, biological process: carbohydrate metabolic process; mannose trimming involved in glycoprotein ERAD pathway; endoplasmic reticulum mannose trimming. Gene Ontology annotation, cellular component: membrane; endoplasmic reticulum.